This is a messenger RNA of Morus notabilis, 2100 nucleotides long. RefSeq names its product protein DETOXIFICATION 16. Gene Ontology annotation, molecular function: antiporter activity; xenobiotic transmembrane transporter activity. The record is from RefSeq and is a predicted model, not a curated record. The transcript is spliced from 8 exons. Gene Ontology annotation, cellular component: membrane. Gene Ontology annotation, biological process: xenobiotic detoxification by transmembrane export across the plasma membrane. The coding region runs from base 244 to 1719 and encodes 491 amino acids. NCBI's taxonomy places the organism in Eukaryota, Viridiplantae, Streptophyta, Magnoliopsida, Rosales, Moraceae.
UAGUGAUGUCUUACUACGUGACAGUAAAUAGUUUACGCAUAUCUCUCAGUAUAACACGACAACUGUGGUCUGUUGUUAUUGUGUUUUUUCAUUUGUUAUUACAUGGAUAUUGUGACAUUUACCAUUUUUCAAAUGAAAGCAGCAAGUUAAUCUGAUCAGUCAACAGACUAAAUCCACCAUUUUCUGUUCCUGGACUCUAAGCAGAUUACUUCAGAUCUGAUUACUCAUUUGAACUGGAAAAACAUGGACCUAGAAGAGCGAAGAGCGCCUCUCCUUUUACCACAAGCAGUUCCAGUGACUUCUCAAGUGCAGGAAAACUGUUUGAGGCAAGGAGUGAGCAAAGGCGAGAUUGUUGCGGAGGCGAAGAAGCAGUUGCAAUUAGCCGGUCCGUUGGUUUGUGUCAAUGUUUUAACGAAUUGUUUGCAAGUGAUUUCGGUGAUGUUUGUUGGUCAUCUUGGGGAGUUGGCUCUUUCUGGAGCUUCCAUGGCCACUUCAUUUGCUUCAGUUACUGGUUUCAGCUUGUUGAUUGGAAUGGGUAGCGCACUUGAGACGUUCUGUGGUCAGUCGUACGGAGGAAAACAGUUUCACAUGCUUGGCAUACACAUGCAAAGAGCAAUGCUUGUUCUUCUAAUUGUCAGCGUUCCCCUUGCAUUUAUAUGGGCGAAUGCAGGGCAAAUUCUUGAGUUCUUGGGUCAAGACCCAGAAAUAUCAGCUGAGGCUGGCCGUUAUGCUCGUUUCAUGAUACCAAGCAUCUUUGCUUACGCUAUUACGCAAUGCCACAUGAGAUUCUUGCAGUCACAAAACAAUGUAGUUCCAAUGAUGGUUUGUAUAGGAAUCACAACAUUACUGCACUUGUUCAUCUGCUGGAUUUUGGUGUUCAAGUCCGGCCUUGGGAAUAGAGGUGCAGCCUUGGCAAACGCAAUCUCGUAUUGGAUUAAUGCGUUGUCAUUGUUCCUCUAUGUCAGACUCUCUCCUUCCUGUAAAAACACAUGGACCGGGUUCUCCAGGGAGGCUUUUCAUGGAAUCCCCAAGUUUUUAACACUGUCCAUUCCUUCAGCUGUAAUGUUGAGCUUGGAAAUCUGGUCAUUUGAAAUGAUGGUCCUCUUAUCCGGUCUUCUUCCUAAUCCGAAACUUGAAACGUCAGUCCUAUCAAUCAGCCUUAACACAUGUUCACUGGUUUACAUGAUACCACUCGGACUUAGCGGUGUAGUUAGUGCAAGAGUUUCGAAUGAAUUGGGUGCUGGGAGACCGCAAAUAGCUCGUUUAGCGAUAUGCAUUGGACUGUCCAUGGUUGUUACAGAAAGCUUUUUGGUAGCCGCUUUCAUGAUCUUCGGACGUCGAGUUUGGGGCUAUUGUUACAGCAAGGAAGAAAAGGUUGUUAAAUAUGUGGGAGAAAUGAUGCUUUUGGUCUCAGUUUCCCACGUUUUUGACGGAAUUCAGUCCAUUCUCUCAGGUUCCAUUAGAGGCUCUGGGCGCCAAAAGAUUGGGGCCUUUGUGAAUCUGGCAGCUUAUUAUAUUAUUGGCAUUCCUUCUGCUAUAUUGUUAGCCUUUGUCUACCACAUUGGUGGAAAGGGGCUUUGGAUGGGAAUCGUAGUGGCAUUAGUCAUGCAAGUUCUAUUUCUUGCUGUCCUAACAAAUACCACAGACUGGGAGAAAGAAGUUAAAAAGGCUUCUGAAAGAGUACAUGGCCCAAAAAUUGCAAUUGAAGCAUUGACAUGAAACUAAUCUGGUCAGCAUGUAACUAAUUUCAUAUUCUAGAGAGGGCCAAAAGAGCAACAGAAAGGAAUUGGCUGAUAAUAUGGCUCUUUUUCCUAAAAGUCUUUGCCAGAUUUUAUUGUUGGGCUUAAGUACUUAAUAAUCUCAAUAAAUACUCAUCAAACGUUUACACUUGCUUAUUUAAUGUGAGAACAUGAAUCAAUGUACUGAAGGGCAUGCCCUAGACAAGUUAAUAUUGCGACUUGGUGGUCGAUUGUUAGCGUGGCUGUGUGCCCCGUAACUAUCGCUCUAGAAGUGGCUCCUUCAUUGUCACUGGGUCUCGUUGCUCUGGCCAUGCCGGUGGCCAAUUCCCACAAACUUCUUAAACCCGCAAGGAAUCUAAAA